GUUGACACGACCCGCGUUCCCGCGUAGUCUCUUAGUCGUAUUUGUAGUCCGGAAGUAAGAUAGAGACGCAGCUGGCAGCCUCUCCAUGAUUGUAACAAGAGAGCAGGUUAGCGUGUCACUCCAUCUCCACGCUGCAGCUACGCCUCUCGCCUGUCUCUUCAGCGGCGGCAGCAGUGUAGUAGUAAAUCUGCCUGCCGCGCACCGAGCUCGCAUUUUGUGUCACGGUGCCACCGGGAGAGGGGCGACAAGACCGCUGCGCGUCCGGGGAUACCAGUCACCAUCCGCCAAGGUUCAAGCGACACCCCGCUACGGGCAAUGACAUUUGUGGACUGAAGCGGGAAUAUACGAGAAAACGCAAAAAUGACGGUGGACUUUGAAGAAUGUAUAAAAGAUUCACCCCGAUUCAGGGCUGGCAUUGACGAUGUGGAGACAGAUGUGGUGGAGAUCGAGGCGAAGCUCGACAAGCUGGUGAAGCUGUGCAGCGGGAUGAUCGAGGCUGGCAGGGCCUACGUCAGCGCCAACAAGCUCUUCGUCAACGGCAUCAAGGACCUGUCCCAGCAGUGCAAGAAAGAGGAGAUGAUAUCGGAAUGUCUUGAAAAGUGUGGGGAAAGCCUUCAGGAGAUCGUCAACUACCACAUGAUUUUGUUCGACCAGGCUCAGAGGUCGAUCAAGCAGCAGCUUCACACCUUCAUUAAAGAGGAUGUGCGUAAAUUCAAAGACACCAAGAAGCAGUUUGACCGGGUGCGCGAGGACAUGGAGCUGGCCCAGGUGAAGAACGCCCAGGCGCCCAGGAACAAGGUCCAUGAGGCAGAGGAGGCCACGCAGGCCCUCAUCCUCAGUCGCAAAGCCUUCAGGCACCUGGCACUAGACUAUGUGCUACAGAUUAAUGUUCUACAGGCUAAGAAGAAGUUUGAAAUUCUGGAUGCAAUGUUGUCCUUCAUGCGAGCUCAGUACACUCUGUUCCAACAAGGCUUUAACAUCUUAGAUGAGAUUGACCCCUACAUGAAAAAACUGGCUGCACAGCUGGAUCAGCUGGUCAUCGACUCAGCCAUGGAGAAGCGAGAGAUGGAGCACAAGCAUGCCCUCAUCCAGCAGAGAACUCUGAUGCAGGACUUUUCCUAUGAUGACCCCAAGUUGGAAUUCAAUGUGGAUGCACCCAAUGGUGUGGUCAUGGAGGGCUACCUCUUCAAGAGAGCCAGCAACGCUUUCAAGACCUGGAACAGGCGGUGGUUUUCUAUACAAAACAGCCAGCUGGUCUACCAAAAGAAACUCAAGGAUUCCUUGACAGUGGUGGUGGAGGAUCUGAGGCUGUGCUCGGUCAAACCGUGUGAAGACAAUGAGAGGAGGUUCUGCUUUGAGGUGGUUUCACCCACCAAGAGCUGUAUGCUGCAGGCUGAGUCUGAGAAGCUGCGGCAAGCUUGGAUCCAGGCGGUCCAGGCAAGCAUUGCCUCUGCGUACAAAGACAUCAGCGACAAUUACUACAUUGAGCGCUUGGACCGGACGGCCUCGCCCUCCACCAGCAGCAUCGACUCUGCCAGCGAGCCCAGAGAGAGAGGGGAGAGGGCUGAUAGGGGAGUGAGGGGAGGGGGCGAGAGCCUCCUCCAGAGGGUACAGAGCCUGCCAGGCAACGAGCUGUGCUGCGACUGCGGCCAGACAGCUCCGUGCUGGGCCUCCAUCAACCUGGGAGUGCUGCUCUGCAUCGAGUGCUCGGGGAUCCACAGGAGUUUAGGCGUCCAUUGCUCUAAAGUGCGUUCACUGACGUUAGACUCGUGGGAGCCGGAGUUACUCAAGCUGAUGUGUGAACUGGGAAACACUGUGAUUAACCACAUUUAUGAGGGAAGCUGUGAGGAACUAGGAGCAAAAAAACCUGGACCGUCCAGUUCAAGGCAAGAGAAAGAAGCUUGGAUCAAGUCCAAGUAUGUGGAGAAACGCUUUCUGAAGAAAAUGAGUGGCAGUGAGUCACUGGUGGAGGGCGAAAGGAAGUCCCGACCCUGGACAGUGAAGAAGUGCCAGCGACACAACAGCUCUGUUCGGGCCCCCAACAAGGCCCGAAGGAAAUACCACCGCUACGAGCCAGGCAGCGCCUCGCCUGCAAACCUCUCAGCAGCAGCGGCAGCAAAGUUUCGCCGGGACUCCCUAUUCUGUCCAGAUGAGCUGGACUCACUAUUUUCCUACUUCGACACCGGCUCUGGUCCUCGCAGUCUUAGCAGCGACAGCGGCCUGGGAGGAAGUACAGACGGCAGCACUGACAUCCUGGUUUUUGGCUCGGUGGUGGAUAGUGUCACAGAAGAAGAGGAGGAGUCUGAGGAGUCAUCCAGCGGUGAGGUGGAGAUCGAGCAGGAGAUGUCCUCGGACCCCGAGGAUCAGAGGGAACUGCACCCCGGGGCGCUCCUCCACCGGUCCUCGCGCCUGCACAACCUGCCGCUCAUGGCCGAGGCGCUGGCACACGGCGCUGACGUGCAUGCGGCAAGUGAGGAGGAGGAGGGGAAAACGCCACUCAUACAGGCCGUGAUCGGGGGCUCUCUGAUAGCUUGUGAGUUCCUGCUACAGAACGGAGCCGACGUGAACCAGAGGGACAUGAGGGGCAGAGGCCCCCUGCACCAUGCCACCUAUCUGGGGCGAACUGGUCAGGUGUGUCUGUUUCUGAAGAGAGGAGCAUCACAGACGGAGGUGGAUGAGCAGGGUCACGACCCCUUAAGUAUUGCUGUCCAGGCCGCCAAUGCAGACAUCGUCACCCUAUUGCGUCUGGCGCGGAUGAACGAGGAGAUGCGAGAGGCUGAGGCUCCGCUUGGUCAACCAGGUCAAUACCCCAGCAGCAGCCCCACUGAGCAGCAGUAUAGGAAGUGCAUCCAGGAAUUCAUCUGCCUCACCAUAGACGAAUGCUAGUCACUCCUGUGUCCAGGAGCAUAGCUUGUGCUCUAUACAUAUAUACAUACUCUCUCUCUCUCUCUCUCUCUCUCUCUAUAUAUAUAUAUAUAUAUAUAUAUAUAUAUAUAUAAUGUUAGGUUCCCAGUCAGAAGGAAUAUAUAUAUAUAUAUAUAUAUAUAUAUAUAUAUAUAUAUAUAUAUAUAUAUAUAUAUAUAUAUAUAUAUUCAUAACCGAACAUAAUUGUGUAGACAAAGUUGCCCCUAGACACUGAUCUCAAGUCUGUUACUCACAUAGAUCUAGGCUUAUGGGAAACUUCUCUGGGGCCAUCUGAGAAGAGAGGACAGUACCACUUGCUUAUUGUAGGGGGGUGCGUUGUGUCAUAGGGAGACCCCUGAUGGACCUUUUUAACUCUACUGACAAUACUAGCCACCACCACCCAUUUCUAGGAUCACCACUACAUUUCUGCUUGCCAUUACUCAGCACCACCCAUGCUAUGCUAUGCCAGCUACAUCACACACACACACAGUAAAAAAAUGACUUUUUGGUGUUUUGCUAACAAGGUUAUCCUAUUAUCAUAAUGUGGUGUAACCUCUUGUGUGAGGGUGUGGGGGUACUAUUGCCUAACAGCUCUUACCUCUGAAGAAUUUUGCUGCAUUAACCCCCAUACACUAUCUAUCCAAACCAUCCAUGUGACAUCCAACUUACCCAUCGCUUCUUAAUCGGAGAUGUAAAUAUACGUAUUCAGAAGAUAUAUGGGUAAUCUUUUAACUAUGUGCUGUGGCAUGAGGUGAAAAAAAAUGGUAUUUGUUCCAUUACUUAAAGAAAAAAGAGUAACUGACAAGCUGCAGUAGAGGUGGGCAGGGUAGUUUACUGUGUAUAAAGAGGGGUCAGGAAGGGAAAUUUAAUGUAAAACUGUGACAAAAAUACUGAAGGGCUUGUGUGGGGGUGGGGGGUGGAUGGUGGGGGGGGGCGACCCUCACUCGCUUUCUAAGAUACUUUGUGACAUGAUGAGUGAGUGAGUGAGUGAACAGGAGAAUAAAUGAGCGCAUGAGUCAAAGAAUACUGAGAGACAGAGUUAAAUAAUAUGAUAUUAUCAUACGUUAUGUAAAGGAAAAAAAGAAAGAAACUGUGCACUUUUCCCAUCUACAGUAUUAUAAUUUCUAUUUUCAUUCAGUCAGCGUGACUUUUAUUUUUUUAUUUUUUAAAUUGUUCUUGUCCGCUCAAGUUAUUGUAUAUCUAUCUAUUGUCUUUUUUUCUUUUAUUUAUGUUUUGUCUCCCCAGAGGACCAGUGCAAUGCAUUCUUGGGUGCAGUUUUCACCUGCAUUUCUGUUAAUGAUUGUCAUUUUAAUCUGAAAGCAUUACUUGGAAUUUAUGACAGGAAGUCUUUAGAUUAUGUCAUGUAAUACUACUCGUAAAAGACAGUUUGCUUUCAUUUUCGCUUUAGAAUGGCCUUAGAUUGCUAUCGGUGCAGUUAUUUGGCAUUUAAACAAACCACCGAAAGAGAUUUUACUGGCUUAACCGUAGAAAUUGUAGUUACAGUGUAUCAUUUUAUAAAUUAACUGCAGUCAUUUGUUGGUUACAAGUGAGGAUGAUAACUAAAGGUGUGUAAAGGUGAUGUGGAGACAAACCAGAGCAGUUAGCACUGCAGUGAGGGAGCGUAUAAAACUGGAUUUACAUCUUCAUCCUCAAACAGUUCCUCUGUUCACUGCUAUUUACAGACUCAUGGGUGUAUAACCAUAGCUCAGUUUUGUUGUAAAUUAGUAUCUGUGGUGAGAUUAUGGAGCACAUUUCUUCAGAACAGUUUACACAUUGGUGGGGUCAAAGGUUGUAUAUUUCUGGCUUCCCUCACUGGUCAAACGCUGACAGUGUCCUCUGCAUGCUUUGCCAGAAUUCUUUUUUGGGGGGAGAAGUUCAACAUCAUUUGCAUUAUGAGCAUGAUGAAAUAAUCUUAUUAUGGUUUGAUCACAUCGUGCAGUGCAGUCCUGUGGAAUAAGCGCAUGUACCACCGUGACCCCUCUGGUGUCAGACGUUUUCUUCCUUUUUGCACUUCUGUGCCAUCCUUCCAUCCAUGGACCAAAUCUGUGGUGACUUCCUCCUUCCUGUUUAUUUUUUUCAGUAGGAGUAAUUUUGUUGUAAUGUUGUGGUUUUAUUUUCCUCUGCCAAAGACUUUUUAAAGGGAAAGUGUCUGACAUUGUUGUAUGAUAUCACCGUUUUCUUUUUUAAAUAACUGAAACUGUUCAGAGUAGAUACAGCAUAGUCUUACCAUGCUUUGUGAAGUGACAGAGUGGUAGAAACACUGUUGGUGUACUCACAUGUUCAAAAGAGGUUACAGAAAUGUGACUGACCCUGAGAGAUUUCAAUACGACCGGUAAUAUUCUGCAAUAGUUCGAUGUACUGCAAGUAGAACCAGUCUAGGGAGGGGGUGAUGUGAAGCUACUGUGACCAAACUGUUAAGGGCCCCACCCCAUAGUGGAAGUAUUAAAUGUUGUGUCCAUUGUGUGUAUUGACAUAGGAGUGGUUAAAGGUGCUGUUCAAAGCAAACAUGCUGUAAAUAGUACACUUGUGUAUUUUAACUCCAAGCCGACUGCCUGCCUCUCAGCAUUCAAUCACAGAUCCUGACUGUCUGAUCUGUUUUAUGUUUGUCUUUUUAUUCUCUUCCAAGACAAAAGAAAAAAAAACCUGUCAGGCAGAACAUAGUUCUGUAUUACUUGGAGGUGUUCUUCUGUUCACUGACAUUUGGAUAUCUUUGGAAUACUUCUUCCUUGUCUUUAGAAGCACUGAGGGGGGGAAAGAAAACAAAAUGCAUACAAUAAAACUGAGAAACUCUUGAUGAACUAA
Molecule: messenger RNA, 5706 nt
Organism: Lates calcarifer (barramundi perch)
Lineage: Eukaryota; Metazoa; Chordata; Actinopteri; Centropomidae
Product: arf-GAP with coiled-coil, ANK repeat and PH domain-containing protein 3
Exons: 25
Coding region: 361-2886 (841 amino acids)
Cellular component (GO): cytoplasm
Molecular function (GO): protein binding; GTPase activator activity
Source: RefSeq, a predicted model, not a curated record